This is a messenger RNA of Microtus oregoni (creeping vole), 2449 nucleotides long. Its product is annotated as phosphoprotein associated with glycosphingolipid-enriched microdomains 1-like. The coding region runs from base 211 to 1500 and encodes 429 amino acids. Gene Ontology annotation, cellular component: membrane raft; plasma membrane. The record is from RefSeq and is a predicted model, not a curated record. Gene Ontology annotation, biological process: negative regulation of T cell activation; intracellular signal transduction. Lineage: Eukaryota; Metazoa; Chordata; Mammalia; Rodentia; Cricetidae. The transcript has 7 exons.
CCCUGCUGUAUCCUCGGUCUUCCGGUAAAGCAGCACUCAGGAGGCUCUGGAGUGGAAGCUGUCGAGCAGCUGAGGCUGUGGAUUUACGCUGGCUCACUAGGAAAGCAGGUGCUACCAGACAGGCGCUCUUUCCACGGACGGUGAAGCCCUCUAGCCCCAUGUGACCGCCUGUGAAGAGCUGCCUUCCUCCGCUGGCCACCCAGCUCCACCAUGGGUCCUGCAGGAAGCACACUGAGCGCUGGGCCCCUGCAGAUGCAGAUGGUUCUCUGGGGAAGUCUGGCUGCCGUGGCCAUGUUCUUCCUCCUCACCUUCCUCAUCCUUCUGUGCUCCAGUUGUGACAGAGAAAAGAAGCCAAAGCAACACAGCGGGGACCAUGAGAAUCUGAUGAACGUGCCUUCUGACAAGGAGAUGUUCAGCCAUUCAGCAACCAGCCUGACAACAGAUGCCCUAGCCAGCAGUGAACAGAACGGGGUGCUCACCAAUGGCGACAUUCUUUCAGAAGAUAGCACCUUGACCUGCAUGCAGCAUUAUGAGGAAGUUCAGACCUCGGCCUCCGAUCUUCUGGACUCCCAGGACAGCACAGGAAAGCCCAAGAGUCAUCAGAGCCGGGAGCUGCCAAGGAUCCCCCCAGAGAACGCCGUGGACGCCAUGCUCACAGCCAGGGUGGUGGAGGGGGACUCGGGGCCCGGCAUGGAGGGGCCCUACGAGGUGCUCAAGGAUAGCUCCUCCCAGGAGAACAUGGUGGAGGACUGCCUAUAUGAAACUGUGAAGGAGAUCAAGGAGGUGGCAGAUAAAGGCCAGGCUGGCAAGUCCAAGUCCACGUCCGCCUUGAAGGAGCUUCAGGGCGCCCCCGCAGAGGGCAAACCCGACUUUGCUGAGUAUGCCUCUGUGGACAGAAACAAGAAGUGCCGCCAGAGCGUCAACGCAGAGAGCAUUCUGGGAGCGUCCAGUGACCCGGAAGAGGAAGUCCCCCCACCUGUCCCGGUUAAACUUCUGGAUGAGAACGCAAAUCUUCCAAAGAAGAAAGAGGCAGAGGCAGAAGAGCAAGCUCUGGAGGGGACCAGUGGACACAACAAGAGAUUUAGUUCCUUGUCAUACAAGUCUCGGGAAGAAGACCCGAAUCUUACAGAAGAGGAGAUCUCGGCCAUGUAUUCCUCAGUGAAUAAACUCGGACAGUCAGCACACAAACCCGGACCGUCUCCAAAAGGGCCAGAGUUGACCUUCCAGUCCAUGCAGGGACCCCCUCAGAGGUCAUCCUCUUCCUGUAAUGACCUCUAUGCCACUGUGAAAGACUUCGAGAAAUCUCCCAACAGCCUCUGCACACCUCUCCCAGCAAGGAGGCCCAGUGAGGAACCCGAGCCUGACUAUGAAGCCAUACACAAUCUAAACAGAGAGGAAGAAAAGGUCCCUCUGGAGACCAAUGGCCACCUCGUCCCCAAGGAGAAUGACUACGAGAGUAUUGGGGACUUGCAGCACUGCAGAGAUAUCACCAGGCUUUAGCAACCCAGAAGUCUCAGAGCCUGUGAUCAGGGCUCAUCCAGGACCACUCGGCUGUGGAAUGAUAAGACAUCAAUGUCAUGUUGCUUUAGUUAACCCAAGUCAAGCACAGGGUCACAGCUGUUCCCCAGUUUCUGAAGCAGUAAGGUAUGGACCCACCUAUCAGGGCAGGACCCCAUGCUCACGAGGAACCCCGGGUAGAUGUGACCUCCACAUCCCACAGAGGAAGGCAGGCUGUGAGGGGAAGCUCCACCGGCCAGUGUUGAAAUUCCAUCUGCCUGGGAUACCUGCCGCCCUGUGGAGCCAGGUUUCCUUCCUCACUCUCCUCCUCUGCCACCAGAGCUAAAUCAUCCUGCCUUCCACCACUUGUGACCGGGCCACAUCUGUGGUUCAUCCCAAGGAGGGUCUCCCACAGGCUUGGCACCAUCUUCCGCUGGAUGCUAGGAUGGUGAGAACAGGCCACUGGUCCCACCGGCUUCCCAGAUCUCCCUGUUUGUCCCUGGGCAUCUGGACGGUACAGGCUAUAGAGGUUGGGGGUGGGGUGUCCCUGGAGGCUCUGGGGUCUUUUCUCCUAAUUGUGACAGCGCACUUGCAAUCUUUCCACUGUAUUUGAGGUACUUUAGAUGCUUUUCCUAUUUUUCCUGUUCAAACCUUCCCCCACAGUGUUCGGAAACCUUGUCAGAGUUUCGGAACUCCCAGUGACAACCAUGGUACUUCUGACGUUGUUUAAGCCCAGCGCUCUUCCUUCUAAACAGAGCCUUAAUGUUUAUGUUGGGACCCAGACCGCAUGUGCGGACAGCAGCCAUGGUGUCUAUCCUCAAAGGGCUGCGAACAUGAAUUUGUAUUCCCAGUGAUCUCUGCUGCCCACAUGUGUGACUUUCCUGUCUUCAAUGGUAAUCUAAGAGUAAAGUGUAUACAUUUAUUUUAUUAUAUAAAUUUAUAAGAUGUUUUA